Venturia canescens is the source of this 3211-nucleotide messenger RNA. Its product is annotated as CB1 cannabinoid receptor-interacting protein 1-like. Gene Ontology annotation, biological process: negative regulation of signaling receptor activity. Lineage: Eukaryota; Metazoa; Arthropoda; Insecta; Hymenoptera; Ichneumonidae. The coding region runs from base 270 to 770 and encodes 166 amino acids. Gene Ontology annotation, cellular component: plasma membrane. Gene Ontology annotation, molecular function: type 1 cannabinoid receptor binding. The record is from RefSeq and is a predicted model, not a curated record. The transcript is spliced from 2 exons.
AGCGUUGUGACGCCGGUGAAGCAAGUCGGGUGUUCACCGAUUCACUCUCUUCACAAAAGUUCGAGUGAAAUAUAUUUAAAAAAUAAUGAACUAAAAAUGUAUCAUUCAGAUCUAAGGAAAUUACGAAUACUAAUGAAAUUCGAUAAAAUUUUUGAAAAAAAGUGAGUUCAGCACAUUUUGAAGAUCAAAACGAAUAAGUGACCGAUUUGUGAGAAAAUAAAUCACAAGAAUUUUUUACAAAGUGCAAAGAACGGGGAUAAUGUUGAUAAAUGGGUGGUGAUGGCCAAUUUCGCGUUACCUUGUCCGUCAGAAAAGAGCCCGGUGCCGGUCCCGUCUACUGCAAGAUGGAAACGUCAGCGAGAUUCCGGCAACUCAAAACUGUGAAAUUCAGCAGCGAUUCCCUUUAUCGUCUCGAUAUAAGCUUCAAACCUCCUCAACUUUUGCAGUCCUUAAGCAUCGGUGGAAAACAAGUGGAAGCGGUGGAACGUGCACGUGACGGGACUGCGUGCGCUUACAGCGCUUAUCACAGCACCAAAGAUGUGGAACCGAGCGCGCGGGGACAUCGCGAAGAAUUGCCCAUCGCGAUGAGAGUUUUGGGUUCUGGUUACUUGACCACGUGUUUGCAAAUAAAGUAUUACAAAUCUGGUGACCAGAGUCAUUGCGAAUGGGGUGCGAGAUUGCACUGUAUUGAACUCGAUUGUUCGAGCGUCGAGGGUCGAUUAGUGACAGUCGACAAAGAGACUUAUCGGAAAUUGGGCAUUGAAUCGUAACCCAAUAAUGAAAACACGUAAACCGACUUGUUAUCCUCUUCUCGUCUCUAGAUACUCGUUGCAAUCAUUUACUCAUUUUAAUAUUUUCAUUUCCUCCAUUCACUUCAUUCAUCAAACUGUAUUCGAUUUUGCAGAGUAACUUUUUUAUUUUUUUAUGCAGAAAAAAUCUUUAUCAACUUUUUCAAUAGUUUUUUCGGAGAGUCUUUUUUAAGCUCCCUGCUUAGGCAUUCGUGCUCCCUCUUGAAGGAUCUUAUUUAAAAUGAUGAAAAUUAAAAAAUGUAUGAAACACAGCCAUUUAAACGCAUACUCGAUCCAAAAGUGCUAUUGCUUUCGAAAAAUGGUCGCUUCCAUUCGCGCGAUAUUAGAUAGAUUAUAAUUAACACUGUUCUUGAGAAAAUUCUUCAUGAGUAAUCGAUAUAUAUUUUAUUACUACCGCUCAACAGCGUCUUUUGUACGAUCCAAAACUCGAUCGAUCGUUACAACCAUAAAUUAUCGAUGCACUUGCAACAAACUAUGAGGAAAGAAAAAAAAAUACGUCCAUUAAUUUUUACGUACUAUUGACGCGCAACCUUUUCGAUAUAUACUCUGUGGAUACUUAAUAUCGACGACCUGAAGAGCCGAACAAGGGUGGCCUUCAUUCUUGCCUUGAAAUAGAUGACCUUUGCGUUUCCAUCCGACCAGUACUUAUUCAUACUUAUUUCGUAUUUUUUCAUCUGUUUUUCGUUCCAUUAAAUAAUUUCGCCUCGAAUUUUCUGCGGUAUAAAUAUAAAUAUAGUAUUUUAUCGAUAAAUGAAUAUCGAAUAAUUCGAUCAAGUGAAAAAAUGCUGCUUGAAAAUAUUCCAGGGUAGUAGAUCUAUGAGAAACGAAAAAAAACUUGCAAAUUUUUGGCUGACCAACAUUUUUCAUUAAUCAAUCUUCCUUUUCGCACAGCAUUCGAUCAGAUUUGAACUUUUUAAAUCUGAGCUAAUUUUCGAUUCAAUCACGUUCAGUGCACAAAGUAGGUCUUAAAAAGUAUUGAUAAGCCUAUGUUUAUAAAAAAUUUGGUUUUUAGGGAAAACAAUUACAAUCUCUGUUGUCUAUUAUUUUCUCGCAGAGGUGGAAAAUACCGAUUGCGGGAAGAAUUUUUCUUAUUCUGAUGUUCUUUUCAAAACAUUGUUAGAGCGUAUGUGCCUCAUCUCGCGAUUAAGAAAUCGCUUCUAAUUGUUUCACUCGAAAAUAUCCGAUAAAUAUGCAGACCAGAGAAAACUAAGAUAAAGACGUCUUACUCGAUCGCUCCUAAUUUUGUAAAAGAAAAAUUGCUUUAAUAAUUGUUGUUUCACUUGGCGAGUACUAUUACGAAGAAACUAUGAGUCAACGGUCUACGAUUGAAUUUUUUUUUGAACCUGUGACUAUUGCAUGAGCUACUUCUGCGUUCGUUUUUUAUUUCUUCAACAUUAAUUGUAAAAGACGCGGAAACGUCAUUCUUUCGACUCUGACUGUUCGGACAUAAGGGGUUGGUUUCAAAUUUUUCAUGAAAACCUUUUCUCUCUGGGUCCAUGGUACAAUCAAACACACGCGUACAACCGAACAUCGACGUUUUGCAUGCAGGAAACAAGAAUAUGUACUACAAACAAAAAAUAUUUCGAAUGAUUAUUUUUAAACGUAAUUUAAGUAAGGCAGUAUUUCAAACUCGUGAAUAGAUAUUUUUUCAUGUCAAGAGAUCUGAAUUUCAGCGAAGCCCUAUCCGAGAACAUAGAAUGUUCCGUCGAAUUCGAAAUUCAAAGAUAAAAAAAACCUGAUAUUUUCGUAAAUUGAGAAAAAACUUUUUUCUGUUUUUUUUUUUUUUUUCAACAAUUCAAAAUGAAUAACAAGCAAGCAAAUCGAAAGAAGUGCCAUAUUAUGAAUACUUAUAAAAUAUAAUUGAAAGAAAGUGGAACUAUUAAAAUUAUUGAAGAUUCUCUUAUCACUCCUGUGGCAAAACAAAAUCAAAGAGAAAGGAUAAAUCUUAUUGUAACGUUGUAAACUCGUUUCAUUAAAAAAAACCAACGAACGCAUUGAUCGGUACCUGUAUACGUUGUUACAGCUUCAUAGUAAGAAAUACAGAGUGUGCAAUAGCGGAGUAAGCGGAGAGAUAAAAUAUAAUACAUUUUAUGCGCAUCAACGAUAUUUCUUGUACAACGAAAACAUAUCACGUAAAUUACGAAUAACUGAAAGUAUAAACUGUAUGUAAAGCAGAAAAGGAGAGUUCGAAACUAGAAAUCGAAACAGCGAGGAAAUUAUAGUGCGUUGAAUAAAGGAGAGAAAAAUCGUUCUUAAAUAUUAAUUUCGUUUCUGAAUUUUGUCUCGAUCCCUUGCGCGGUUUUGAGAUCGUAUAUCAAAGAUGUAAUAUGUACAGUGAGUGUAAACCGAAUGGGAAAAUUCGUUCUGUCGAAAGAAAAGACAAAUAAAUAUUUGAAAUGAUU